This is a messenger RNA of Arvicola amphibius (Eurasian water vole), 1511 nucleotides long. It is a transcript of the gene Dnaaf11, whose product is annotated as dynein axonemal assembly factor 11. The transcript is spliced from 12 exons. Gene Ontology annotation, cellular component: cytoplasm. The coding region runs from base 96 to 1511 and encodes 471 amino acids. Gene Ontology annotation, biological process: outer dynein arm assembly. Lineage: Eukaryota; Metazoa; Chordata; Mammalia; Rodentia; Cricetidae. Gene Ontology annotation, molecular function: protein binding. The record is from RefSeq and is a predicted model, not a curated record.
UCCCGGAUUGCGUCCAAAUGCAGACGCACUGCUGUGAGAGCUGAAGGGAAUCCUUCGUCGCUGUAAUUCCCUGACCAGUGAUCCAGAAAAGCACCAUGGGCCUGAUCACAGAAGAUCUUAUUAGACGGAAUGCUGAGCACAAUGACUGUGUAAUUUUUUCCCUGGAGGAACUUUCCCUGCAUCAGCAAGAAAUAGAAAGACUAGAACACAUCGACAAAUGGUGCCGGGAUUUAAAAAUUCUCUAUCUGCAAAAUAACCUCAUUGGAAAAAUUGAAAAUGUUAGCAAACUCAAGAAACUUGAAUAUUUGAAUUUAGCACUAAACAACAUUGAAAGAAUUGAAAAUUUGGAAGGAUGUGAGUGGCUGACAAAACUUGACUUAACUGUAAAUUUUAUUGGCGAGUUGAGCAGUGUUAAAACUCUGAAGCACAACAUCCACCUGAAGGAACUCUUCCUCAUGGGCAACCCAUGUGCUGACUUUGAUGGCUACAGGCAGUUUGUGGUGGUGACUUUACAACAGCUAAAGUGGUUGGAUGGCAAAGAAAUAGAGCGUUCUGAAAGGAUCCAGGCAUUACAGGACUACCCAGAAGUUGAACAGCAAAUCAGAGAACAAGAGAAAGCUUACUGCCUUAGACGGGCCAAAGAGAAAGAGGAGGCCCAGAGGAAACUCGAGGAAGAAGAUGAAGACAAGAAGAAAAGCUGCCCAGGUUUUGAUGGGCAUUGGUACACAGACACUCAUGCUGUUUGCCCAUCUUCCAUAGAGGACAAAGACCAUCUCCAGGUACCAGAAACACAAGAAGAGGAGCACAUCGCAAAGAAAUCAGAUGAACAUGAAGAUGACAUGGCAUUCUGGAACAAACCCUCUUUGUUCACUCCUGAAUCUAGGUUGGAAACUCUUAGGCACAUGGAAAAACAACGUAAAGCCCAAGAAAACUUAAGUGGAAAUAAGAAGAAAGUGAAACCACCCCGGACUUUGGUCACUGAAGAUGGGAAGGUCCUGAAUGUCAAUGAAGCCAAACUUGAUUUCUCUUUGAAAGAUGAUGAGAAACACAACCAGAUCAUCCUGGACCUGGCUGUCUAUAGGUACAUGGAUACCUCAUUAAUUGAGGUUGAUGUGCAGCCCACGUAUGUUCGAGUAAUGGUCAAAGGAAAGCCGUUUCAGCUUGCCCUUUCUGCAGAGGUCCAGCCUGACAAGAGCUCCGCUAAAAGGUCUCAAACAACAGGACAUUUGCUGAUAUGCAUGCCCAAGGUAGGAGAAGUGAUCACAGGAGGUCAGCGAACACCCACGUUUGUGAAAAGCAGCCUGGACAGCAGCAGAGAGCAAGUGAACCACAGAAAAAAGCAGAUAGAAAGAUUAGAAGUCGAUCCCAGCAAGCAUUCCUGCCCUGAUGUGACUACAAUUGUACAAGAGAAAAAACAUAAACCCAAAAGAAUAAACUCUCAAGCCCAAGUUGUACCCAGCAUGGAAGAUCCCGACUUUGAUGAUAACCCAGAAGUGCCUCCACUAAUUUGA